AUGCGCCCCACAUAUAUCCGGUGGGUCUCUGCAGGGCUCUCCCUGCCACCUUCCAGCGUUCUUCUGCACAUCCUCUUCAGCCUUACACUGGGGUUUGGGGGCGACCCGGCCACCAUCCUCACCCGCUCCUUCUCGGCAUCCUCGUCAUUCCGCCUGCCUGACAACCAGAAGCUGUCUUCGCCCCCCAGCGGCCACCUUCCGCUCGGAGGCAAUGAUGAUGCCAAGCAGCAGCGGAUACCGUGCUGGCCAUGUCUCGCAGCCCCUGACCCCAAAAAUGCUGAUAGAACCCGGUUCCUUUGCGCCAAGAACCAGUCAGACCCGGAAGGACAACGGCGUGGAGGGGCGCGCUCGGCCCAGCUUCGGUCCAGCCCUAAUAUGAACGGGCGCAUUCUGCAGCAAUCCAGCAUUUCUUCCCCUGUCAUCGACCCGACUGCCUCUGGUAUACAGGCCGUUCGGCUCGAAUGCUCCUGA
This is a messenger RNA of Penicillium argentinense, 471 nucleotides long. RefSeq lists its product as uncharacterized. The transcript has a single exon. The record is from RefSeq and is a predicted model, not a curated record. The coding region runs from base 1 to 471 and encodes 156 amino acids. NCBI's taxonomy places the organism in Eukaryota, Fungi, Ascomycota, Eurotiomycetes, Eurotiales, Aspergillaceae.